Rangifer tarandus platyrhynchus (Svalbard reindeer) is the source of this 2691-nucleotide messenger RNA. NCBI's taxonomy places the organism in Eukaryota, Metazoa, Chordata, Mammalia, Artiodactyla, Cervidae. The record is from the annotation of a GenBank genome assembly.
AUGGAAAGCCUUAAGAUGGAGACGGAAAUGCUUUAUCCUGAGAUAACCGUAGAAGUGGGCAGAGUCACUUUUGGAGAGGAAAACAGGAAGAGGAUGACCAAUAGCUAUUUGAAAAGAACUGAGAAUUCUAGAAUCAUCCAAGCGACGUGUGCACUGUUAAAUUCCGGAGGGGGUGUGAUCAAAGCGGAGAUUGAGGAUAAGACUUACAGUUACCGAUGCCACGGCCUGGGACAUGAUCUGGAAACUUCUUUUCAGAAGCUCCUCCCUUCAGGCUCACAGAAAUACCUUGACUACGUGCAGCAGGGACACAAUCUUAUGAUUUUUGUGAAGUCAUGGAACCCAGAUGUUUUCAGCCUAAGGAUCUGCAGCUUGCGCUCCAAUUUAUAUCAGAGAGCUGUGACUUCCACCAUCAACUUGAGUGCCCACAGCGCCCUGGAGCUCCUCCGAGAAAAACAGUCUAGAACCCAGAGAGGAAGAUCAAAGAUGCAGGAGCUACAUUCUCAGAAAGCUCUGGAUAGAUACAUGCAGGAAGAGGAAGACAUGAGGAUGAGCGCCUCAGAAUUUGUUAAAAAGGAUAAGCUCGUGUAUAAGGAGAAACUCAACUUCACUGAGUCCACACACGUCGAGUUUAAAAGGUUCACCACCAAAAAGAUCAUUCCUCGGACUAAAGAAAUGCUGCCUCAUUAUGUCUCUGCAUUUGCCAACACCCACGGGGGAUACCUAAUUAUCGGGGUGGAUGAUAAGAGCAAAGAAGUGUUCGGCUGUCAGGGAGAAAAAGUGAACCCUGACUUACUAAAAAAAGAAAUAGAAAACUGCAUAGAAAAAUUGCCUACAUUCCACUUCUGCUGUGAGAAGCCAAAGGUGAACUUCACUACCAAAAUCUUAAAUGUAUACCAAAAAGAUGUCCUGUACGGUCAUGUCUGUGUGGUCCACGUGGAGCCCUUCUGCUGUGUAGUAUUCACAGAAGCCCCGGAUUCCUGGAUCAUCAGGGACAAUUCUGUCACAAGGCUGUCUGCUGAGCAGUGGGUAACCAUGAUGCUAGAUAUUCAACCAGAUCUUAGGCAGCUGUGCAAAGACUUUGAAUCUCAGCUGAGCCUGUCUAACAGCCCUCCUCAGAGCAGACCAGUGUACUCCAAGAAAGGUCUGGAACAUAAGAAGGAUCUCCAACAACUCUUAUUUCCAGUGACACCAGGAUGUCUGAAAUACACCCCUGAAUCGCUCCAGAAGGAACUGUUCUUGCAGAAUGAAGGUUUGGAGGAAUUAAUAAAUAGGCAAAUAGACCCAUUCUCCCAGGGAAUUUUAAUCCUUUCUACAAGCUGGGCUGUGGACCUGAACUUGGAAGAGAAGCAAGGAGUCAUCUGUGAUGCUCUGCUGAUAGCGCAGAACAAGCCGCCCAUUCUCUACACCGUCCUCAGGGAGCAAGACACAGAGGGGCAGUCCUAUUGCACUCACGUUGCGUUCACGCUGAAGCAGAAGUUGGUGAACGUGGGAGGCUACACUGGAAAUCUGUGUAUCACGACCAAGGUCCUCCACCUGAGUCUCGAGAGCAGUGCAGAAUCCUCGGCGGGUUCAGGCUCUGUGAUUGAUUACCCCAGUUCCUAUCACCUAGCAGACACUCAGCAAAUGGAAGCCUUGCUGCAGUCGCUUGUGAUCGUCUUGCUUGGCUUCCGGUCUCUCUUGAGUGACCAGCUCGGCUGUGAGGUUUUAAAUCUGCUCACAGCCAAGCAGUAUAAGAUCUUCUCAAAAAACCUGCGCAAGAACAAAGAGUUGUUUAUCCAUGGCUUACCUGGCUCAGGGAAGACGAUCAUGGCCAUAAAGAUCAUGGAGAAGAUCAGGAACACAUUUCACUGUAAGACAAAUGAAAUUCUCUACAUUUGUGAGAACAAGCCUUUGAAGAAUUUUAUCAGGGACAAAGAUAUCUGCCAGGCAGUGACCCGGAAGAGCUUCAUGAAAUAUGACUUUACACACAUUCAACACAUCAUCAUCGAUGAAGCUCAGAAUUUCCGCACUGAAGAUGGGAAUUGGUAUAGAAAGGCGAAAACCAUCACUCAGAGGGACACGGAUUGCCCAAGAAUUCUCUGGAUCUUUCUGGACUACUUUCAGACCAGCCACGUGGAGGACAUCGGCCUCCCUGCUCUCUCAGCCCAGUAUCCAAGGGAAGAGCUCACCAGAGUCGUACGCAACGCAGAUCAAAUAGCCAGAUACCUACAACGUGUAUUGCAGAGGGUCAGGAAAAAUCCUCCACGUAACAUCCCUCAUGAGCCCCUGAAGAUGUGUCUUGAAGCUAAAUGGGCUCGGGAUGUUCAGGGAACCUUAAGUAUUAAGAAGGACUUAACUCUGAAUGCAGUAGUGACGCAUGUGGCAGACACAUGCAAGCUUCUCUUUGAAAGGGGCUAUUCUCCCAAGGAUGUUGCUGUCCUUGUCAGCACCGCAAGAGAUGUGGAGAAAUACCACCAGGAGCUCUUGAAAGCAAUGAGGAAGAAAGGGAUAGUGUGUCUCACCAAUGCGAGUGACAUGGGGGGUGAUCACAUUGUGCUGGACAGUGUCCGAAGAUUCUCAGGUCUGGAAAGGAACAUUGUGUUUGGGAUCCAUCCAAGCGCCAUGAAGGCAGCUAUCUUAUACAACAUUCUUGCCUGUCUGGCAUCCAGAGCGAAUCAACAGCUACAUAUUCUGUGGCAGCGUGAUGUUUGA